Alosa alosa (allis shad) is the source of this 1207-nucleotide messenger RNA. RefSeq names its product guanine nucleotide binding protein (G protein), alpha inhibiting activity polypeptide a (gene gnaia). NCBI's taxonomy places the organism in Eukaryota, Metazoa, Chordata, Actinopteri, Clupeiformes, Clupeidae. Gene Ontology annotation, biological process: adenylate cyclase-modulating G protein-coupled receptor signaling pathway. Bases 1 to 1065 code for a protein of 354 amino acids. Gene Ontology annotation, cellular component: heterotrimeric G-protein complex. The record is from RefSeq and is a predicted model, not a curated record. Gene Ontology annotation, molecular function: GTP binding; GTPase activity; G-protein beta/gamma-subunit complex binding. The transcript is spliced from 8 exons.
AUGGGGUGUACCUUGACGGUGCAGGACAAGGUGGCACAGGAGAGGAGUAAAAUGAUUGACAAAAAUUUACGGGACGCCGGAGACAAGGCAUCGAGAGAAGUUAAAUUGCUUCUCCUGGGUUCGGGUGAAUCAGGAAAAAGUACCAUUGUAAAACAGAUGAAAAUCAUUCAUGAGUCGGGCUACUCAGAGGAGGAGUGCAAACAGUACAAAGCAGUUGUCUACAGCAACACCAUCCAGUCCAUCAUAGCCGUAGUCAGAGCCAUGGAGCGGCUGAAGAUAGACUUUGCUGACCCAGCCAGAGACGAUGAUGCUCAGCAGCUGUGUGUGCUGGCGGGCUCCGCAGAUGAAGGCUACAUGACUGGAGAGCUGGCUGGGAUCAUCCGCCGCCUGUGGAACGAUGGAGGGGUGCAGUCCUGCUUCCUCCGCUCAAGGGAGUACCAGCUCAAUGACUCGGCCAGCUACUACCUGAAUGACUUGGACAGGAUAUCCAGUGGCAGCUACGUCCCCACACAGCAGGAUGUUCUGCGGAGCAGGGUGAAGACUACUGGCAUCGUGGAGACUCACUUUACUUUCAAGGAUCUGCACUUCAAAAUGUUUGAUGUGGGGGGCCAGAGGUCUGAGAGGAAGAAGUGGAUUCACUGCUUUGAGGGAGUGACUGCCAUCAUCUUCUGUGUGUCUCUGAGUGAUUAUGACCUGAUGUUGGCUGAAGAUGAGGAAAUGAACCGGAUGCACGAGAGCAUGAAGCUGUUCGAAAGCAUUUGCAACAACAAGUGGUUCACUGAGACCUCCAUAAUCCAGUUUCUCAAUAAGAAGGACCUGUUUGAAGUAAAGAUCAAAAGGAGUCCUCUCACUAUCUGUUACCCAGAGUACACAGGAGGGAACACAUAUGAGGAGGCCGCUGCUUUUAUCCAGUCUCAGUUUGAGGACUUAAACAAAAGGAAAGACACUAAAGAGAUUUACAGUCACUUUACUUGUGCAACAGAUACCAAAAAUGUGCAGUUUGUCUUUGAUGCUGUCACUGAUGUUAUCAUCAAGAACAACUUAAAAGAUUGUGGUCUCUUCUAGAUUUAGUCAUCUUAUGGUGAGUGCUCUUAAGAGGAACCAAAUAAUGAUGAACAUUCUACUUUCUACUACUUCCGUAACACUAGGGUUAAUAUUAGAUUUUGGGUUAGGGUUUGGGCCCCUAUAGUUAAGGUCUUUUAUAUUG